Molecule: messenger RNA, 1419 nt
Organism: Erythranthe guttata (spotted monkey flower)
Lineage: Eukaryota; Viridiplantae; Streptophyta; Magnoliopsida; Lamiales; Phrymaceae
Product: alpha/beta-Hydrolases superfamily protein
Cellular component (GO): chloroplast
Molecular function (GO): catalytic activity
Source: RefSeq, a predicted model, not a curated record
AGCAGAGAUUUUCAGUAUCAGUAGUUAGUGGUGGUCGUAAAAUUCGAAUUCCCCUCCACUUGCUCUCACACCACCACCAUCAAUCAACAGCGCCACCACUUCGCCACCGCAGCAUGCCUUUCUCUCUCAUUUCUCCUCCUUCUCCGCCGCAUUUCUUCUCCCCCGCCGUUUCUUCGAUUCCUCCAAGCAGAUUCUCCAUUCCGAAGAGAUUCCUCCGUACAAUUGCCAAAUCUUCUGAAGACGACGGCGAUAAACCAGCUUUCAAUCCGUUCGGCUUCGUCACCGAUAAUCCGUCGAGCCGCGGCGCCAUUCAGCUCCCGGAAUCCCCCGCCGAGGACGGAAACGUUGGUCAAGUGCUCUACAGAACAGAAGACAAGGGAAAAGAGUAUGGCUCUUACAUUAGAUCUGGAAAGUUCAAAUGGUUUGUGAGAGAAACAGGAUCGCCGGAGAGCCGCCGUGGGACCAUCGUGUUUCUCCACGGAGCUCCGACGCAGUCGUACAGCUAUCGAGUUGUUAUGUCUGAGAUGGCUGGUUAUGGAUUCCACUGCUUUGCGCCUGACUGGAUAGGAUUUGGUUUUAGUGACAAGCCUCAGGCUGGAUAUGGUUUUGACUAUACAGAGAAAGAAUUCCAUGAUGUAUUUGACAAAUUACUGGAUACUCUUGGAAUUACGUCACCGUUUUAUCUAGUGGUUCAGGGAUUUUUGGUGGGGUCGUACGGAUUGACAUGGGCUUUGAAAAAUCAAAGCAGAAUAUCAAAGCUUGCAAUCAUGAACACCCCAUUGACAAUCUCAUCCCCACUUCCUGGACUAUUUCAACAACUAAGGAUUCCAUUUCUUGGUGAGUUCACUUGCCAGAAUGCAGUUAUGGCUGAGCGUUUUAUUGAAGCAGGUAGCGCCUACGUGUUGAAGCUGGAUAAGGCAGAUGUGUAUCGGUUACCGUAUUUGUCCAGCAGCGGACCUGGAUUUGCUCUGCUUGAGGCUACAAAAAAAGCUAAUUUCAAGGAUACGAACAGCCAAGUAUCAGCUGGAUUUGCAGCUGGAAGAUGGGACAAGCCAAUAUUGGUUGCGUGGGGAAUAGCAGACAAAUAUCUUCCUCAAUCAGAGGCAGAAGAAUUUCAGAAAGGGAAUCCUGAUGUAAUAAAGCUUAAGUUGAUUGAAGGUGCAGGCCACAUGCCACAGGAGGACUGGCCGGAGAAAGUUAUCGAGGCAUUGAACGUAUUUUUGCGAUGAACAAAAUGCAUCUCGCGCGCAGACAUCUCAACUGCGGAGGAGCUUAUUAUUUGAAGGUAGAUAAUUGCUUCCAUUACCAAUGUAUAUUUGUUUCAUAUGUUGCAAAGGCAGUGUAUUUUAUUGUGAUAUAGAGACAAAGAAUGUAAGUAAAUAUUGAAAACUUGGUUCUGAAACAAGUUGGCAAGUACAU